Synchiropus splendidus (mandarinfish) is the source of this 2160-nucleotide messenger RNA. Its product is annotated as immunoglobulin superfamily DCC subclass member 3. Gene Ontology annotation, molecular function: protein binding. Gene Ontology annotation, biological process: axon guidance; cell-cell adhesion. Lineage: Eukaryota; Metazoa; Chordata; Actinopteri; Syngnathiformes; Callionymidae. The record is from RefSeq and is a predicted model, not a curated record. The coding region runs from base 1 to 2121 and encodes 706 amino acids. The transcript is spliced from 14 exons. Gene Ontology annotation, cellular component: plasma membrane; axon.
AUGGUGGUGGUUGCUGCCCUCCUGGGAUGGUUUCCCCCAGGUCUCUGCUCAGCAUCUGAGCUAUCAUUCCUGAAGGAGCCCAGCGACGUGAUUGCAGUGAGGGACCGACCACUGAUGUUGGAUUGUCGGGUGCAGGGUGAGGAGCCCAUCCUGAUUACCUGGCGAAAAAAUGGCGUACCUCUAUCCACCAGCCUGCGACUCCAGGUGCUGGCCAAUGGCACCCUUCUUAUACAAAGUUUCCAGAAACGGAGAGAAGGGAGUGAGGCAGACGUGGGCGAGUAUGACUGUGCUGCUCAAAACCGCUACGGCAUGCUGGUUAGUCGCAAGGCAAAAGUGCAGUUGGCAUCACUACCAAAGUUCCAUACUCAUCCGGUGUCUAUGUCAGUAGACGAGGGGAGUGUAGCAAGAUUUCAAUGCCAAAUCAAUGGCAUACCAAAGGCUGAGAUCACUUGGGAGAAAAACAGGGUACCACUGACAGCUGAAGACAGCAGAUACACCCUCCUCCCGAUGGGCGUGCUUCAAGUAACUGGCGUGAGACAGAUGGAUGCAGGGACCUUCCGCUGCGUUGCUCAAAACAUUGCUAACACUCGUUACAGUAAUGAAGCCAUGCUCAACAUUACAGGUGGGACACUGAGGACGUAUAAGGAACCUGUCAUUCUGUCAGGGCCCCAAAAUCUGACUUUAACGAUCCAUCAAACUGCAAUUCUGGAGUGUAUUGCCACUGGAAACCCCAGGCCCAUCGUAUCUUGGAGUAGACUAGAUGGACGCUCCAUUGGGGUGGAAGGUAUCCAGGUUCUUGGUACAGGGAACCUCAUGAUCUCAGAUGUGUCUUUGCAACAUUCUGGUGUGUAUGUGUGCGCUGCCAACAGACCUGGAACCAGAAUGAGACGCACAGCACUUGGUCGUCUUGUUGUACAAGCUCCCCCAGAAUUUUUGCAGUGGCCACAGUCUGUAUCCAAACCAGCCGGGGGAAGCGUGGUGUUCACCUGUGUAGCUCAGGGUGUCCCCGAACCACAUCUCAUCUGGCUGAAGAAUGGAAAAGUCCUGGUUCCCAGUCUCAACGUCAAAUUGACCAAUAACAACAGUACCCUGGCGCUGACCCGAAUCAAACCUGAUGAUGAAGCCAUCUACCAAUGCAUUGCGGAGAACAGUGCUGGCACCAACCAGGCUAGUGCCCGCUUGGCUGUGGCCUUGGCCAAAGACCUUCCCGCUGUCCCACAGGGCCUCUCUGCCAAUGCCCUGUCCACAAACACCCUGCAGAUCUCCUGGAAGCAGCCACCGGCCGAUGUCACUGAGAACAUCAUAGGAUACGUAAUGCAUAUCCGUAAAUUAGGAGAAGCCGACAGUCUGGAGUUGCAGGAAGCCAUCAGUAAGGGAACCUUCCAGCACAAUGUGACCAACCUUGAGCCUGCCACAACCUACUCUCUCUAUGUGAAAGCCUACUCUGCCUUGGCUGCCAGUCAGCAGUCCAAUACCGUGGAGGCAACAACACUUGGUGGAGUGCCAGCCCCACCCACCUUCUUCACAAAGGUGGUCAACUCAAGUGCUGUCCAGGUUCUUUGGGAGUUGCCAAGCAAGACUGGCAAGGCUCAGGGCUUUAGGCUGUCCUACCGCAGGGUCCCCCAUGUUGACUACCAAGGAUCAAUUCAGUUCCCCUAUCACGUCAACGCCCACACCGUCUCUCAUUUGGAACAUGGUGCUGUCUAUGAAUUCAAACUGGUCUCCUUCAAUGGAAAUGGAGAAAGUGAAUCCUCAAAGAGGCUGGUGUCACUGGGUGAGGAGAUGAUGACAGCUCAUUCUACUGGAGAGAAGGCUUCAUGCCCAUGCCAUGAUGGAGAGGCCUCUCUGGGAAGCAUCGUUAUUGGCAUCCAUAUUGGCACAGCCUGUAUCAUCUUUCUGGUUCUCUUCCUCGUGUUUGGAUACCGCCACAGUUUGUUUUGCAGUAAAGAGACACCUGACAGUUGGUCUGUACCAAGAGACAACACUUCCCACAACAGGCUCCACAACGAAACAAAGAAAAGUCUCAGGGCCGCAUCUUCACCUGAGGUGGUCUGCCCUGGUCAGUGUCAGGUCCUCAUCGAACAGCACUCCUCCACCAUACCAGGGACAAACUCCGGAUAGCAUCAGCACUUCUCAAGCCUUCCUCCCUCUCUUGUGUCA